Akanthomyces muscarius is the source of this 1620-nucleotide messenger RNA. RefSeq lists its product as uncharacterized. Lineage: Eukaryota; Fungi; Ascomycota; Sordariomycetes; Hypocreales; Cordycipitaceae. The record is from RefSeq and is a predicted model, not a curated record. Bases 1 to 1620 code for a protein of 539 amino acids. The transcript is spliced from 3 exons.
AUGCAAGUCGUGCUCGCCGCCGCCGCGGCGCUUGCUGCGCCCCUCGUCGAAAUUGGAGAGGGCAGCGUGCCAAUCGUCACGAAAGGCUUCGAGGACUUUGUGCGGCUUCAGAUGAGUACCGGAAAUGUGCCCGGCAUGGCCAUUUCCAUCAUUGACGGCAACAAUACAUGGUCCAAAGGCUACGGUUAUUCGACAGAUGACCAUCACUUUGUGACACCAUCUACUCUGUUUUUCUGUGGUAGCAUGACAAAAUCAAACACAGCAGCUGCGCUGUCCAUAAUUGUCGAUGAUACUGCCAACUCGUCAUCUCCUGUCAGAUGGGACACGCCAGUUUCCAAGCUGAUGCCCGAGUUCGUCCUUUCGGACAAAUGGGCUACGGACCACAUCACAAUCACCGACGCCCUUUGCCAUCGGACUGGGUACCCAAGGCAUGACCUGUCUGGCCCAUAUCACAAUAACACUGAAGAGAUGAUUAGCCGGUUUCGCUACCUGCCCAUGUCUGCCGAGCCCCGCGCCAAGUGGCAAUACAACAACAUGAUGUUUGGUACCAUGGGUCAUGUCGUUGAGAGGCUCAGCAAUACUACACUGGCGUGCUUCUUUAGAGACAGGCUUUGGCGACCCAUGGGCAUGAAUCACACAUAUCUGCACCCAGGCGAGGCGCACGCAAAUGGCGAGGAUCUCGCCACAUCAUUCUACUGGGACAAUGACACACAGAGGCUGUACCCAAUGCCGCAGCACGACGAAUCAAAUCUCGCGGGGGCAGGUAUGGCGGUCUCGUCGGUGGAGGACUGGUCCAAGUAUCUCCAGAAUAUGCUAGACGAGUCGGGUCCAAUGUCCAAAGCUGGACACACCAUGAUCAAAAAGUCACACAUGGUGAUAGACGAGGGCAUUGAUGUUUUGGAUGCUGCUUUUACAGGUCAGGUCAACUAUGCUCUCGGCUGGAACAUGGGCGUUUUCGAGAAUGAACCAGUAUGGUAUCACUCGGGCUAUGUCAACCAGAUGGUUUCGUUCAUGCUCUUUGUGCCGAAUCGCAAGUUUGCAUAUGUUGCCAUGAUGAAUACGAACUCAUUGGCGUCGCUGGAUGCAAUCACAGCCAGGGUUCUGAACGACUACUUCAAGGUGGAACCAAACAAACGGUUUAAUCCUCAAAACGCGUAUGACAAAUACAAGGAAACAAGCAGCAUCAAUCUGGACACAUGCCCGCAGCUAUAUUAUCCGAGCCUAGUCAGCGCGCCGCAAGACCCUGGCGCUCCCAUGGACAACUUCCUAGGCACCUACCACAACGAUGGCUAUGGCUCCAUUGCCGUCUCCCGCGACUGUGACUGGCAAGGGCCAGCAAAUGCACCCACUGUCUUUAGCGUGGCGGACGGGCACUGCGUGCUGCGCGUGCAAAAGGGCAACAGCUUUGGCAACCCGCUGUCGUAUCGCUUGCAGCACGUCUCGGGCGGAGAUUGGGUUGCAUGGCUCUAUAUGGACGACUACCCAAUGGUGAAGCGACCGACCGCCUGCUACAGGGCACAGUUUGAGCUAGACAGUUUGGGGAUGCCUGUCAAUUUUGGAAUUGAUAUGAGAGACGAGACGGCAGACACACCACUGGUGUGGUUUGCCCGCACGAUUUGA